AUGCCACUAGUGGUACGACUUCAUCAGAGGCAGUUUCACAACCAAUUCCGGCUGUUUCUUUCUCUGACCAUUCCCUCAAAUCACCAUUCACAAAUUGAAUGGAAAGAAUUACCUUUUCCUGCUGUUUCUUUCUCUGACCAUUCCCUUCAAAUCACCAUUCAAAAAUUGAAUGGAAAGAAUUACCUUGAGUGGUCUCAAUUUGUACGUCUGGUGAUCGACGGCAAAGGGAAACUCGGGCACCUGAAUGGCGAAGUAAAACCGCCAGCCACCAAUGAUCCAAAAUACAGACAGUGGCGUUCAGAAAAUUCCUUGGUGACUGACUGGCUAAUCAACUCGAUGGACCCCGUUGUUGGAAAGCCCUUCAUGUUCUUGCCGACAACUCGUGAUGUCUGGGAGGCAGUCCGGGAAACUUAUUCCGAUUUGGACAACCACUCAGAAUUGUUCGAAUUAAACACUCGAAUGUGGAAGAUGCAGCAAGGUGACUGUGAGGUAACAGCCUACUAUAAUGAUAUGAUGACAGUUUGGCAGGAAUUGGAUAUGUUUGAAGAUGAACAAUGGGAAAAUUCGAAUGACAGUGCUCGGUACAAAAAGAAGAUUGAGAGAGGCCGGGUAUUUGUGUUCUUGGCUGAUUUGAAUAAAGAACUUGAUGAGGUUUGA
This is a messenger RNA of Morus notabilis, 657 nucleotides long. RefSeq lists its product as uncharacterized. NCBI's taxonomy places the organism in Eukaryota, Viridiplantae, Streptophyta, Magnoliopsida, Rosales, Moraceae. The record is from RefSeq and is a predicted model, not a curated record. The transcript has a single exon. The coding region runs from base 1 to 657 and encodes 218 amino acids.